This is a messenger RNA of Silurus meridionalis, 2424 nucleotides long. RefSeq lists its product as uncharacterized. The transcript has 3 exons. Lineage: Eukaryota; Metazoa; Chordata; Actinopteri; Siluriformes; Siluridae. Bases 196 to 1335 code for a protein of 379 amino acids. The record is from RefSeq and is a predicted model, not a curated record.
AGUUAUUUCCUUUUCCCUCAGUGCGCAGCCGCGAAAUCCCCUCCUGGUUAAAUCGAAAGUGAAAGCGUGACCCGGAUGUGCAGCUACUUCACUCUACAGACAAGAACAACCCUAGACUGAACCACCUGGCAGGCCACAGCUAUCACGGUUGUGAUUUUCUGUCACUGUCUCCUGCACUCUUUGCCGGCUUGAAAAAUGGGGACUGGAAGACUCCUUUUUUGCUUUGCUCUGAGUCUGGGCUUGAUCAGUAUCUACUGUAUGACUCCGACAAGUGCCAUUGAUGUCAUUGACAACUUGAAUGAUCUAAAAAACAAAACAAACUUUGAUGAAUACCUCUCGACUCUGUGCUGGCUACUCAGUCUAGGUAAAAUUGACCAAAAUGGAAAACUACGCCUUAAUAUCAAUCCAACUGACAAACAUUUAGGCUUUCAUCAGUUUAAAAACUUUGAAAAAACCUUUCCUAACUUGUCUAAAACCAAUUUUGAGUAUUAUACUUUUGGCAAUGUAAUUAAAGCACUAAAAAGUUUGCCUAAUUAUAUUAUUAGGAAAAUCUGUAACUCGCAGAUUAGUUCCAAAAACAAUCUUCACAGAAUUGUAAUUCAAAUUGACAAAGAUUAUCCAAAUGUAGUGUUUAAAGUGUAUGUUACACAGCACUAUAAGGACAAGAACAAAGGCAGUAGUUAUGAUCCAAAGUUUACCUUUGAGAUCAGCAUAAAGCUGCUCAAAGAAAUCGAAGACAUAUGUCUGUCUAUUCAAGAGCAGCAAACAUUUCAGCGUAAACUAGGAAAAUUGCAAAAUCAUCCUCACGUCCAUUGGCUUGUGUACAUUGUAGAAUGUAACACCGAUAAUAAUGUUAAAGAACAUACAAAGUCUAAUUCUCAAGCCAGUUCCAAGCAUUCGCAGUUAGACAAAAUAAACCUUGAGCUACAAUCCACUCCAAAUGGGCAGGCGAGGAUCGUAUGGGAUGGGAUCCCGGAUGAGAUGCUGAGCAAAGAGCUGAAAGUAGGUGUUUACGGAGGAGAAGAUGAAGACGACCCUUUGGUAGAGCACCCACUGAACGGAAGGGCGAAUGGAGUAAUAGACACCGACUUGGAUCUUCGUUGUGGUCUUCAACUCCGUCUUCUAGUGCCGGUCACCAUCUUUGAAUCUGUUUAUGAAAGUCCUGAGUUUGAUGGCCCAGAGGGUAAAGUACCUGCGGGGACAUCGUACAUGUUAACAAUCAUUGUUGGGCUGAUAACUAUCAGUAUUUUCAUUUUAAUAAGAAUGAGGACUGACAACAGACCGAAAGCCACACCUCACUUUGUAACAGUGUCACACGGCAGACCAGGUUUCUGAAAUGUGCUGAAGUGAAUGCGUCUACAAGUUGAUAGGUAGCAUUUUCAAUGAUUUUAAUUUUUAUAAUAAGCACUGCUGUAAGUCACCUAAAAAUUUAUCAAGAUUGAUUGGUGCUCAUUUUGGCCAAAAUGAAUAUGAAAUAGUACUGAUAGAGAAUCGUACCUAUACGAGCCGGUCACCUGACUCAUCUAUUAAUGAUGCUUGGGCUAAAAAGAAAUCAUCCCCAGAUACACUUCUUUGUAACAUUCCUCGUCAGUCUUAAUUUCGUCAGUCUUAUUCCAUGCUUAGCUUGAUAAAACUAACUAUCGUAACAUUGUGCACACAAGUUUUCCCUAAAAUGUAAAGAAAUAUCUGAUUUAAUUGCAUAACUGUGUUUUGAUUACUAUUAUAUUGAGCUAUAAAAUCUCAUCAACCUGUCAAGAUGAUCACUGAAGCAAGUUUGUGAACCCUCAGCGUUUCAGAAAUGACCACGUGACCAAGACAUCACUUGCACAAUGCUUUUGUGUGCAUGAAGAUAUUUUACCACAAAAAGAUUUUUUAUUUUGUUUUACUAUAUAAUUAUUAAUCAAAACAACACUGAAACAGCAAAAUAAAAAAAUUCACACAUUUCAAAUGAAGUUAUAGCCUGUUGUUGUGAAAAGCUGCAUUUAAGCAUCGUAUUUAAUCUUCACCUAUCACAAUGAUGCUUGUAAAUAAAUUCAAUUGUGUCCGUAUUUACAUAAUCCGUUAAUGAAGUUAAUUAAUGAUGCAUUCACUUUGCAAUACUGUAUUGAUGAUGUGUUUACAUGUGACAAAUGCUUGUGGACUGUAAUAUUUCUCAUCAUUAGCUGUUUACAUGUAUUUUAAACUACACAUUUUUUUAAUACUUUACACUGAAUGAAUGCGUCUUUGUGCACAAUUAUGAUAUGUAAAUGAUAGAAUGUAUUAUGUAUUGUAAUAAUUCAAUGUGUAAAAGUAUUAAAUGCUUCUGUUAGUGUUUUUGACCUUUAAAAGCAAAAUUGAGUCUUUCCUAUUCCACAUGUAUGUUUCUAAAAAAUGUUAAACAAUGCACUGGACUACAUAAAUAAAAUACAUGAAAUUCUACUGAAA